Molecule: messenger RNA, 1713 nt
Organism: Ricinus communis (castor bean)
Lineage: Eukaryota; Viridiplantae; Streptophyta; Magnoliopsida; Malpighiales; Euphorbiaceae
Product: protein DETOXIFICATION 12
Exons: 7
Coding region: 119-1591 (490 amino acids)
Biological process (GO): xenobiotic detoxification by transmembrane export across the plasma membrane
Cellular component (GO): membrane
Molecular function (GO): xenobiotic transmembrane transporter activity; antiporter activity
Source: RefSeq, a predicted model, not a curated record
UUGUAUUUGAUUGCCUAAUAAUUUCAUUGUCCUGAUGUGUAUAUAUAUAUAUAUAUAGUUCAUAUGUCAGUAGUCCCCUAGGGAAGGAGAGCGACAGGCAGCUAGCUAAGAAGAAUCCAUGAAAGACACAGAGAUGAAGAUAAACAUGGAGGAGAAGUUACUGUCAGAAAAGAGAGAAGGAGAAAGAGAAGGUUUAGCUCUAAUAUCAUGGGAUAUAUUCAUUGAAGAAGGGAAACGACUAGGUUGUAUAGCAGGGCCAAUGGUGGCUGUAACUCUAUCUUCGUACUUGAUAAACGUUAUAUCAAUGAUGAUGGUGGGUCAUCUUGGAGAACUAGCUCUCUCCAGCUCUGCCAUAGCCAUCUCUCUUUCUGCUGUUACUGGCUUCAGUGUUCUUAGUGGAAUGUCAAGUGCACUGGAAACUCUAUGCGGGCAAGCUUACGGAGCAGAGCAGUAUCGAAAACUUGGAAACCAGACCUACAGUGGUAUCUUCUCCCUGAUCUUAGUAGCUAUUACUUUGUCUAUCGUGUGGAUCAACAUGGAAAAGCUGCUUAUACUAAUCGGCCAAGAUCCUGUAAUUGCUCAUGAAGCUGGUAAAUUUACAAGGUUGCUUGUUCCUGCACUUUUUGCUUACGCAAUUUCCCAGCCACUUACUAGAUACUACCAAACACAGAGCUUAACCAAACCUAUGCUCAUAAGCACUUCUGUCACCCUUUCUUUACACAUACCGUUAUGCUGGGUAUUAGUAUUCAAGUCAGGACUAAGAAAUCUUGGCGGAGCAUUGGCGAUAAGUAUUUCGAAUUGGUUGAAUGCUGUUUUUCUUUUGUUAUACAUGAAAUACUCUUCCGUUUGUGCAAAAACUCGCGUUCCAAUUUCUAUGGAGCUGUUCCAAGGAGUUGGGGAGUUCUUCCGAUUCGCUAUCCCUUCUGUUGUAAUGAUUUGCCUGCAAUGGUGGUCGUAUGAGUUCGUAAUCUUGCUGUCAGGGCUGUUACCUAACCCACAACUCGAAACUUCUGUCCUAUCUGUAUGUCUUACAACGAUUGCAACUCUCUAUGCAAUUCCUUAUGGACUAAGUGCUGCAGUAAGCACUAGAGUAUCAAAUGAAUUAGGAGCAGGGAAUCCGCGAGUGGCGAAAAAUGCAGUGUACUCAGUAAUGUUCAUUACAGUUGCAGAGCUGAUUCUGGUGAGUGGAACCCUCUUCACCACCCGACAUGUAUUCGGCUACACUUUCAGCAACGAGAAAGAAGUGGUAGACUCUGUAUCCACCAUGGCUCCAUUGGUUUGUUUGUCUGUAAUAGUAGACGGCUUACAGGGAGUCCUUUCAGGUGUUGCAAGGGGCUGUGGGUGGCAGCAUAUAGGAGCUUAUGUGAAUCUAGGAGCACUGUAUCUUUGUGGAGUUCCAGCCGCUGCCAUUUUAGGAUUUUGGUUACAGCUUAAGGGAAGGGGACUUUGGAUCGGAAUAUGCAUUGGUGCCAUUUUGCAAACGGUGCUACUCUAUGUAGUAACAUGUCAUACCAAUUGGAAAGAACAGGCUAAUAAGGCAAGAAAGAGGAUAUUUGAAGGGAGAUCUUCAGUGGAAAAUCUAUUAAUGUGACUGAGGGAUCAAUUAUUUAAUGACAUAAUUCUUUAUGUUGUAGUUGUAAGAGAAGAAACAUUGUUUGGGACAACAAAUAAUAUUAUUAUUUGGUUAAGGCAAUAAUUAAGUAUUUUUUAUUU